GAAAUUUUGAGUUUGGUUGGAUUGUAUUGAUGGAGGAGAGGGAGAAACUAUUUUUUAAUUAAAGAUUGGGUUAUGUGGGUCUAAUACCCGAUUAAACUCACAAUACUUUACAAAAAUUAAGGACCAAAACAUCCUUUGGCUGAAAAUGGCCCCUCCUCGUGGAUCUUCGAAUCUCAUGGCGAUUUACGGUUAUGAUGUGGUUUUGGGAUCAAUUGCUGCAUUUUAUAUAUUUAUGGCCCCUUUUACUAAAGUUGAAGAAAGCUUCAAUGUCCAGGCCAUGCAUGAUAUCUUGUAUCAUCAGCAUCACAUAGAAAAAUAUGACCAUUUGGAGUUUCCUGGAGUUGUUCCUCGCACAUUUAUCGGUGCGUUGAUAGUUUCCAUUUUAGCAUCUCCGAUGGUUUUAGCUAUCAAUCUGCUGCAUUUGCCAAAGAUUUAUAGUCUUUUAGCAGUGCGUUUGACCCUAGGAUUCUCCAUCUUGGCUACACUUAGAUUUUUACGAGCUCAGGUUAAGGAAAAGUUUGGCCUUCAAGUUGAGGCUUUCUUCGUGAUACUGGUAGCAAUUCAAUUUCAUUUGCUGUUCUACUGCUCACGACCUCUUCCUAAUAUAUUGGCAUUGGGUUUAGUAAAUUUAUCCUAUGGCUACUGGUUGAAGGGGAGCUAUUAUGCCACACUAAGAUGUCUGAUUUUUGCUACAAUUGUCUUUAGAUGUGAUAUGCUGCUGCUCCUUUGUCCUCUUGGUCUAGAGCUUUUGCUGACAAAAUCGAUUACAUUGUGGAAAGCCAUAAAAUGCUGCAUCGGAGCUGCGAUAUUUAGCAUAGGUCUUACUAUCUUAGUUGAUUCAAUAAUGUGGCAGAAGCUAUUGUGGCCUGAAUUCAAUGUUUUUUGGUUUAACUCUGUCUUAAAUCGAAGUUCAGAGUGGGGUACUCAUCCAUUUUAUUGGUACUUCACUUCUGCUUUGCCUCGAUCGUUGUUGGCUGCAUAUCCUCUCUUUAUGCUUGGGGUUAUACUUGAUAAAAGAAUUGUAUUCUACAUCCUUCCAGUUCUCUCGUUUGUUAUACUUUAUUCCAAGCUUCCACACAAGGAGCUCCGGUUUGUCAUUAGUUCCGUUCCAAUCUUUAAUUUGUCAGCAGCUAUUGCAGCUAGUCGUAUUUACAACAAUAGAAAGAAGAAUUUAUGGAAUUUGCUUUACAUAGCUCUGCUGGGUUUACUCGUGAUCAGUCUAGCAUCCACUGCCAUAACUUUCAUGGCUUCAUAUGAGAACUACCCUAGUGGUUAUGCUCUAAAAUCUUUGCACAGAGUAGGCCAAACCAAAAACACUACCAGUGAAUUGUGGGUUCAUAUUGAUACCUUCUCAGCUAUGAAUGGGAUUUCCCGGUUUUGUGAGAAUGACAACCAAUGGAGGUACUCUAAAGAAGAAGGCAUACCAUUGGAAGAGCUUUGGCAGAGAAACUUUACUUAUCUUCUGAAUGAACACUCGAGCAUCAAUGGAUUCAAGUGCUUGUUUCAGGUGGAUGGCUUUUCCAGAAUUCAUCUUAGGGGUGGCUUCCCACCAAUUUCAAUGGUCAAAGAACCGAAAGUAUAUAUACAUGGGAAUUUCCAAAACGCAGAUAUCAUGCAUAGAAGUUGGUCAGGUUGCUCAUGACUUCCUUCACCUUGAGAAAUGCAACUUGUGUUAUAUUUUAUAAAUCGACCAGUUGGUGCCUCCUAACUUAUUAGGAUUUUAAAUAGCGAAGUGUGUUAUUUGAAGGUGCAAAUAUCUUGGCAGUUCUAGUCAUUAAAACUUCUUCUUGGGGUAGCAAAACAAAGUUUUGAUGUAUUAUACUUUUUUAUUUCAUUGAAAAUUGAGAAUCUAGUUGACUGAA
Messenger RNA from Erigeron canadensis, 1862 nucleotides. Its product is annotated as dol-P-Man:Man(7)GlcNAc(2)-PP-Dol alpha-1,6-mannosyltransferase. Gene Ontology annotation, cellular component: endoplasmic reticulum membrane. Gene Ontology annotation, biological process: protein N-linked glycosylation. Gene Ontology annotation, molecular function: alpha-1,6-mannosyltransferase activity. The record is from RefSeq and is a predicted model, not a curated record. Lineage: Eukaryota; Viridiplantae; Streptophyta; Magnoliopsida; Asterales; Asteraceae. The transcript has 20 exons. Bases 146 to 1642 code for a protein of 498 amino acids.